AUGCCUCCAUCAAGACCAAAGCCGUCAGAAAUAGCAGCCGAAGCAAAACGCGUAUGGAUGCCGCAUAUCUGGAAGCAUUACAUCCGAGACUCCAAAACCUCAUACCUGUACCCAGACUCCUCGCAAAUAAGGAUCAACGUGGACAAGCGAUCAUCACAACGCACGAGAGUAGCAGUCAUGGAAGGCGACCCCGUGAACUACGCUUUGGGCUGGUACCAAAGUGCUGUCAACGCAGACCCAGAGUGCAAGCGGAUACCAGUGAUCAACGUAGCAAACGAGAAGCGCGCUGGAGGUGACUGGGAAUCUGGGCUCAUGGCACCAGAGGAAUGCUUCGCGCGGAGAAGCAACCUCGUGCAUGCCCUGACAAUGCCCUGGAACGCGCAAUUGGGCCGAGAAGAAAACUAUUACCCAAUACCACAGACAGGCGGCAUCUACUCCCCUGAAGUCUUUGUUUUCCGGGCAGGCCCAGAUCAAGACUAUGCAACUUUCACAGACAUAGCGUCCUUACCUGUAAUAUCCGUUGCACCCGUGCGGCGUCCCAAGCUUGACGAGAGCGGCUGCAAGUAUUCGUUUGCACAAGAGAAGGAGCUCAUGAAGGAGAAAAUGCGGGCAGUACUGCGAAUCGCUUCCUACUGCGGGCACAGGAACUUGGUAUUGGGCGCUUUUGGACUAGGGCCUAUAUUCCGAAACCCGGCACAGGAGGUAGCCCGAAUGUGGAGGAAACUACUCUUCGAAGAGGAGGAGUUCCAUGGCGCAUUCCAGGAUGUCGUGUUUGCCAUCGACAGUAGUAUGGUUGGGUCGCCGAGCAAAGGGUGCGCGUCCGAUGUGGAGAUUUUUAGGCGCGAGUUCGACCCUGCGACUAUUUGGCCGACAAAGUGGUGA
Molecule: messenger RNA, 882 nt
Organism: Alternaria ethzedia
Lineage: Eukaryota; Fungi; Ascomycota; Dothideomycetes; Pleosporales; Pleosporaceae
Exons: 2
Coding region: 1-882 (293 amino acids)
Source: RefSeq, a predicted model, not a curated record